Molecule: messenger RNA, 1074 nt
Organism: Dalotia coriaria
Lineage: Eukaryota; Metazoa; Arthropoda; Insecta; Coleoptera; Staphylinidae
Product: adenylate kinase isoenzyme 1-like
Exons: 3
Coding region: 189-884 (231 amino acids)
Biological process (GO): nucleobase-containing compound metabolic process
Cellular component (GO): mitochondrion; cytoplasm
Molecular function (GO): AMP kinase activity; ATP binding
Source: RefSeq, a predicted model, not a curated record
CAUUGUAACGCUAUAAUAAAAACAAAAACAAAACUAUUUUAAUUAAAUUGUCAUUGUAUUGUUAUAAGCUGUAAUAAAAAGUAAAAUUGUUCAAUCCAAAUUCAGCAGAAAAUAUUAUUUGGCACUUGUAAUUACCGUAAACUAUUCGUCAAGAUGGGCAAUAAUCAUGGUAGACGCGACCCGGCCGAAUGCGUAAUGAAAUCCCACGACAAGAAGCGCAAAAAGUUGCCAUUUUAUCUCUCCCUUUUAAGAUACCAGAGAUGCAACGUCUUUCAUAUGAUUUAUCUGCUUUGCAAGACAUAAAGGUACCUUACAUUUGGCUGGUCGGGGCGAUGGGAUGUGGACGGAAUGUACAGGCGGAAUCGAUGCAACAAAAUUACGGAUUUGAAGUCAUCAAAAUCAGCAAUCUCUUACGGGCAAACGCUACCAAUGAUACCGAUCGCGGACGUGUUAUCAAAGAAAACCUCGACUUGAAGAAUGGCUACAUCCCAAAUACUAUAAUUUUAGAUCUUUUGAAAGAAGAGAUGCUAGCAAAAGCUAAACAGACCAGCGGAUUUAUAAUAAAUGGAUUUCCAAUCAACCGCGAACAGGCCGACAUGUUCGUGAAAGAGAUUGGUCCGGUUGAUGUCAUUAUUGUUUUCAAAUGUUCCCAUUCAGUUAUGUUGGAGAGGUACGCACAAAAAAUGCCACAUCUAACAAAACAAGAAAUUAAAGCCAAGUUACGGCAGUAUACUUCACAUGUAAAAUCGUCUUUGCAAAAGUACGACACCAAAGUUGAGAAGUUUGACACAAGCAAAGAAACAGCUGAUGAAAUAUUUCCACGAAUUCAAUCUGCAAUGAAUGUACGAAUUUUUGGUGAAGCUGCCAAGAACAUUUUAGAAUGAAAAGCCAAUAUCAAAAGUUGUUAAAGUUGAUUACAGCGUCCUUCAGCCUGUCAACAUUCAGCGUCCUGGACAUACUACAUCCUCAUCCGCCACGAAUAUAAAUCACUAGUCUUCUAACAAUUGAACCUGAAAGUGUAUCCACUCUAAAUUUGACCAAAUAUACAUUGUAAUGUGCUGUUACACAAAAUUA